CUCGCAUACAGCACCAUCUACGACGAACCUUCGACCCUCGUCACGAUUCUCACCUGCGGGGAGCAGCUGAAAGCAUUGGGUUAUACAACGCUCGGCUCACUCCCGGGUUAUCCGUAUAUCGGAGGGUCCGCCAAUGUCACCGACGGCGACGCCAGCUCGCCCAAUUGCGGGGAAUGCGCGCUGAUUAAUUUCGCUGGCGCAUUCGCGACAGUCCUGCUUGUGGACCAUGCGGACGAGGGGAUCGUCGUCUCAGAGGAGGUGAUGCAGUGGUUG
Molecule: messenger RNA, 273 nt
Organism: Postia placenta MAD-698-R-SB12
Lineage: Eukaryota; Fungi; Basidiomycota; Agaricomycetes; Polyporales; Adustoporiaceae
Exons: 1
Source: RefSeq, a predicted model, not a curated record